UCUUUGAAGGAGGCCGCCAAUGUAUCGCGGAGCAAGUCAGGAGGAGACUGAGUCUCUAUGACGACGGGAUUGUGAUGGGUUGACAGGUGCGUGACAGUCGCGGAGUGUGAAAGCAUGUACGCCACAAGCAAGAACAACAUGCCAUCGGACGGUCAAGCCAGAGAAAAGUUAGCGCUUUAUGUGUAUGAAUAUCUGCUACAUGUGGGGGCACAGAAAUCUGCACAGACCUUCCUGUCAGAGAUCCGAUGGGAGAAGAACAUAACAUUAGGAGAGCCACCUGGGUUCCUGCACUCAUGGUGGUGUGUUUUUUGGGAUCUCUACUGUGCUGGUUCUGAGAGAAGAGAAACAUGCGAGCACUCGAGUGAAGCCAAAGCUUUUCAUGAUUACAGUGCAGCAGCAACACACAGUCCUGUUAUUGGAAGUCCUCCGGCAGAGGGUAUGCCAAUGCCUCCGGGAUUUUUUCAAUUUAUGUCUCCUCGAUACCCAGGUGGGCCUAGAGGUUCUCUCAGAAUACCCAGUCAGGCUUUGGGUCCUGGGAACCCGCCCCUCCUGCCUAGCGGAUUGGAUCCUACAAGACAUGGUUAUGCCAACACCAGUGGCCCCAUACAGCGAAUGACUCCUCGAGGAAUAGUUUCUCUUGGACCCCAGAACUAUGGUGGUGGGAUGAGACCUCCCCUUAAUGCCCUUGUAGGACCUGGAAUGCCUGGAAUGAGCAUGGGUCCUGGGGGCAGACCGUGGCAAAACCCUCCAAAUUCGAUCCCUUAUUCAUCUAAGUCUCCAGUGUGUUUACAGGGACCCCCAGCAGGAGGUGGUCCUCCAGGAACACCCAUCAUGCCCAGUCCAGCAGAGUCGAACAACUCUGGCGACAACAUAUACAAUUUGAUCAGCUCAGUCCCUCCUAAUGGAAACAGACCAAAUUUUCUAAGUGCUGAUGGCCCGAUAGGCAGCAUGGCUAGCACGGAGCCUCAUCAUAUAAACGGUUCAUUAGGAUCUGGUGACAUUGAAAGACUCCCAAAGAGCUCACCGGGAAACCUCGGCAUGAACAACCAGCCUGGCACACCAAGAGAUGAUGGAGAAAUGGGUGGCAACUUCCUCGACCCUUUUCAGAGUGAUAAUUAUUCUCCAAAUAUGACCGUGAGUGUGUGAAUGGACAGACACGGCAGCGGUUCAGCCGAGAAGCAGAAUCUUCACCUCUCAGAUUUUUUAUUCAGUUUAUUUAAUAUGGACUAUUGUGAAUUAUUUUGUCAUGCUAUUCUAUGUACACCAAAACUAAACAAACCCAAGCAAGCCAUGAAAGGAGGUUCAGAAAGCCAGGUAGCUUUAUAUUAUUGUCAUAUUAUGGUAUAUGUUUGUGUCCCAUAUAUUUGUAGUGACACAGGAGGGAAAAGUUUUUUUUAUGAUUUUUUACCUCAAGGUCACUGGAUUUCAGCACACUGCCAAUACUGAAGAAACAAUUAAAAUGACAAUAUUCAUAGUAUGGUGGAAAAUAUCCCUGUAUCAAAAGCAUUUUAUACGUACCAAAUGUUAUAUGUACAUAAAAACAACUGAGCCAAAUUUGAAUAUUUAGGUUUCGCCUCAAGAUUCCCAGUUAUGCUGAAUUAUUUCUAGUAUUAAACAAUAGUGGAAAUUUAGAUAUGCUCACAAAAAAGAUUGUUUGCACCAUUGUAUUCUGGGUUGCCUUUUGAAAUGCAUGGUCUCCUCUAGAUCAUAAUGAUCAAGCUGAAGCCGUGGAUUCUUGCUGGUCAAUAAAAUACAUACAGCUGUGGAAAAAAUUGAGAGACCAUUCCAAAUGUUCAUAAAAUCAGCAUUUUGAUGUAUUGUGGCCAUUCCAGUCUUUUGAAUCUCGACAAAAUCAAACCUUAGGAGUGACAUGAAGUCAUACAACAGAAAUGUAAAAGACUGAGAGCAAUGCAAGACACAUGUAAACUGUAAAACAUUGUUUCUUUCUUUUCCUAAAUUACAUGUAAUAAAACUGUUGUUUUGCUUAAAA
Messenger RNA from Triplophysa dalaica, 1990 nucleotides. RefSeq names its product single stranded DNA binding protein 2a (gene ssbp2a). Gene Ontology annotation, biological process: positive regulation of transcription by RNA polymerase II. Gene Ontology annotation, cellular component: nucleus. Lineage: Eukaryota; Metazoa; Chordata; Actinopteri; Cypriniformes; Nemacheilidae. The transcript is spliced from 17 exons. The record is from RefSeq and is a predicted model, not a curated record. Bases 115 to 1146 code for a protein of 343 amino acids. Gene Ontology annotation, molecular function: protein binding; single-stranded DNA binding.